Molecule: messenger RNA, 1686 nt
Organism: Salvia hispanica
Lineage: Eukaryota; Viridiplantae; Streptophyta; Magnoliopsida; Lamiales; Lamiaceae
Source: RefSeq, a predicted model, not a curated record
AUGGCAAAACAUAUAAUCUCUACUCCUUUCAUCAUUGUAUUACACCUCUUCAUCCUAAUCACCACCAUUCCCUCUUCACUUUCCAACAACCAUACUGAUCUUGAAGCUCUUCUAGCAUUCAAGAAAUCCAUACACGAUGAUCCACUGCAUGCUUUGAGCUCAUGGAACGAAACGACACAUUUUUGCCGGUGGAAUGGCGUCUCCUGUAGCAAAAGGCAUCCCAACAGAGUUGUCUCUCUUUCUCUGCGGUUUCAAAGCCUUGUGGGAUCGCUCUCACCUCACAUUGGUAACCUUUCUUUCCUCAGAAUUAUCGACUUGCAAAACAACACCUUCAACGGCCCAAUCCCUCAGGAGAUUGGUCGCCUCAGAAGGCUUCAAAUGAUCGAGUUUAGUAAUAAUUCUUUCGGAGGCGGGAUUCCAACAAACCUAUCACGAUGCACAAAUCUUAAUUACUUGAAUUUGAUUGACAAUGAGCUUAGUGGAGUCUUAGUCCCCGAGAUAGCUUCUCUUGUCAACCUCCAACAUUUAGGUUUGUCAGACAACAUGCUUUCGGGCACCAUCCCGCCAUUCCUAGGAAACCUCACGGAUCUCUUACGACUUGCAUUUGGAGGUUGCGGCUUGCAAGGAGUUAUUCCGGAGUCCCUCUCUCAGCUUAGAAGAUUGCAGCUUCUAAAUUUGGGUGGCAAUAAUCUAACUGGUAUUAUUCCAUUAGGCCUUUAUAAUCUUUCAAGUAUCGAAAUUUUCAUAGUUGAUUCCAAUCGACUCCAUGGAAACAUACAUUCCGACAUAGGCUCUACACUUCCCAAGUUGAGGAUUCUUCAGUUGCACACCAAUCACUUCACUGGAGUGCUUCCACCAUUUUUAUCGAACUGUUCCCUGAUUGAACGCAUAGAAGUAGCUUUGAACAAUUUCACUGGGAAUAUGAUAGAUUUUACGAGGCUUUCAGCUCUUGAAUUUCUAGUAGCUCAAUCUAACCGUUUCAAUGGAGAUUUCGGUAGUAUUUUUUCAUCCCUAACAAACUGCACCAACCUUGCAGCUUUGGCGCUGAUAGGAAACCAGUUCACUGGUUCAUUACCAGAUUCCAUUGGCAAUCUUUCUAAUCGCUUGUGGUUCUUGGGUGUCAGUAAAAAUCAGUUAAGUGGAAGCAUUCCAUCCAGUAUAGGAAACCUUGUUGGUCUUACUGCUUUAUAUGCUGAUACCAAUAAUCUAAAAGGUCCAAUUCCUUCCUCCAUUGGAAAACUUCAUAGGUUGCAAGAAAUCAGUCUCCAUAAAAAUAGACUCACAUAUGAGAUGCCAUUUUCAUUAGGCAACUUGACUUUGUUGAACAAGCUCUACUUAGGAUUAAACAAUCUUUCUGGGAGUAUACCUCGAAGUCUUGCCAAUUGUACCAACUUGUUAUUGUUAGAUGUUUCAGAUAACAAUCUCAGUGGUUCAAUACCUCCCGAAACUAUUAAGCUUUCAUCCAUUUCCAUUGCACUCGACCUAUCUCGCAACGCCUUGACGGGAACUAUUCCAUCAGAAGUUGGAACUUUGAGAAAUCUUGGGUACUUGGACUUGUCCGACAAUAGAUUGUCUGGAACCAUUCCAAUUGCUCUGGGCAGCUGCGUGAUGCUCAGUGUGCUUUACUUGGAGAGAAAUUCACUUCAUGGUGAGAUUCCUGAUGUGUUGAUGUCUUUGAGAGGCUAG